Messenger RNA from Octodon degus (degu), 2348 nucleotides. It is a transcript of the gene Zbed8, whose product is annotated as zinc finger BED-type containing 8. Bases 200 to 1978 code for a protein of 592 amino acids. The record is from RefSeq and is a predicted model, not a curated record. Lineage: Eukaryota; Metazoa; Chordata; Mammalia; Rodentia; Octodontidae. The transcript is spliced from 3 exons.
UCCGCCCCCGUGUGCAGAGCUGUGAGCUCGCUCUUGGCGAGCCUUCGCAUAAUCAGAGUCCCACAGCCCUGCAAGGCUAUUGUUAUUCUUAAAUACCACAGAGAAGUAAGUGAAAAAUGUGAGAUUCUCCAACACUGGAAAGCCUAGAGGAAAGUUCUGUCUCAUCUCUGGAUUACUACGUGCAAAUUUUUUGUGUGUCAUGUCGAAGAAACGCAAAUGGGAUGAUGACUACGUUCGUUACUGGUUCACCUGUACAACAGAGGUUGAUGGAACGCAAUGCCCGCAGUGUGUAUUGUGCAACUCAGUAUUUUCAAAUGCUGACCUCAGGCCAUCAAAACUGUCAGACCAUUUUAACAGACAGCAUGGUGGGAUAGCUGGGCAUGAUCUCAGUAGCCACCUGCCAGCGCCGUCUCACCAGAGGGAAACUUUGAAAGCACUUGGAGUUGCAUCUCAUGAAGACACCUUGUUACAGGCAUCAUACCAGUUUGCGUAUUUAUGUGCCAAGGAGAAGAAUCCUCAUACGAUAGCUGAGAAAUUAGUCAAACCUUGUGCACUGGAAAUAGCACAAAUAGUUUUGGGCCCAGAUGCGCAGAAGAAGCUUGAACAGGUACCUUUGUCAGAUGAUGUGAUCCAUUCUAGAAUUGAUGAAAUGAGUCAGGAUAUCUUGCAGCAGGUGCUAGAAGAUAUCAGAACCAGUCCUCUCAGGGUGGGUAUUCAGCUUGCGGAGACAGCGGACAUGGACGACUGCAGUCAGCUGAUGGCAUUUGUGCGAUAUAUAAAAGAAAAAGAGAUCGUAGAGGAAUUCCUGUUCUGUGAACCAUUGCAGUUAACCACGAAAGGCGUAGAUGUGUUCAAUGUUCUUAGAGGUUUCUUUCGGAAGCACAAGAUAGCACUUGAUGUAUGUGGCUCUGUUUGUACUGAUGGUGCCUCCUCUAUGCUGGGAGAGAACUCCGAAUUUAUUGCCUCUGUGAAAAAAGAGGCACCUCACAUCACGAUCACACACUGUCUGUUGAACCCCCAUGCGCUUGUCAUCAAGACAUUGCCUGUGAAACUGAGGGACGCAUUGUUUACCAUGGUGAGGGUGACCAAUUUCAUCAAAGGGAGAGCACCGAAUCAUCGCCUCUUUCAGACUUUCUUUGAAGAAAUUGGUAUAGAAUAUAAUGUCCUCCUUUUCCAUACAGAAAUGAGGUGGCUUUCCCGAGGCCAAAUCCUUACUCAUAGUUUUGAAAUGUAUGAAGAAAUAAAUCAGUUUCUCCAUCACCAAAGCAGUGAUUUAAUUGAUAGCUUUGAAAAUAAAGAAUUUAAAAUUCACCUAGCAUACCUUGCAGAUUUAUUCAAACACCUAAAUGAACUUAGUGCAUCAAUGCAAAGGAUUGGGAUGAACACAGUCUCAGCUAGAGAAAAGUUAUCUGCUUUUGUUAGGAAGUUUGCAUUUUGGCAAAAACAAAUUGAGAAAAGAAAUUUUACCAAUUUUCCUUUUCUUGAAGAAAUAAUUGUCUCCAAUAAUGAAGGACUAUGCAUUGCAGCGGAAAUAGCAUUGCAUUUGCAACAGUUGAGUGAUUUCUCCCACUUAUAUUUUUCUGUCGGAGAUCUUGAUGAGGCAAGCAGAUGGAUCCUGGAUCCAUUUCUUUUUAACCUCAACUUUGUCAAUGAUGGCUAUUCAAUGAAAAACGAUCUUGCUGAAUUACGAGCUAGUGGCCAAAUCCUAAUGGAAUUUGAAACAAUGAAGCUUGAGGAUUUCUGGUGUGCUCAGUUGACAGUGUUUCCAGCCCUGGCAAAGGUAGCGCUAGAAAUCCUUAUACCAUUUGCAACUACGUACCUUUGUGAGCUGGGACUCUCGUCACUUUUACAUUUCAAAGCCAAGUCCAGAAGCUGCUUUAACAUGAGUGAUGACAUCCGCGUGGCCAUUUCAAAAAAAGUUCCUCGUUUCUCAGAGAUCAUUGAGCAAAAGCUACAGGUACAGCAGAAGUCACUGUGAGCCAAUAUACACUUCUCAUGUCUAAUUUUUUAGCGUACUCUUAAUGCCAUUGUAAAAUUUAGCAGAGUUGUGUUUUCUUUCCUUUUAUAAUUAUGGUAUACUGAAUUCUGUGUAUUAAAAUCUUUUUGCUAUUUUAACUUUUAAGGAGGCAUUUGAAAAUAUGUUUCUAAAUUAAGCAGAAAACAUAAAGUACCACUGUUUGGUAAACACAGGAAUUCUCUGAUUCCAAGUUUCCAUGUAACUUAUUGACACAAUACAUAAAAGGCCCCUAAGCAUACACUAUCAAGUGGUACAGUAGGCUAGGAAUUAAGCCAAGAAAAGAUAAAGGCUUCCAGAAGCCAAAAAACCGAAAUUACCCCUUUGGACCUUU